Molecule: messenger RNA, 231 nt
Organism: Knipowitschia caucasica
Lineage: Eukaryota; Metazoa; Chordata; Actinopteri; Gobiiformes; Gobiidae
Source: the annotation of a GenBank genome assembly
AUGUCUGACAACGCGGAUUCUCCACCGGAAACGCCUAAUAAUGAAACACAACAAGCAGUCAACGAUACGGCACCCAACGACGAGAAGAAGAAAACGGAGCGCUCUGUGAGCCCCGAUGUCCAGAGUCGGAGACGCGCGUCACGGUCACGAUGCAUCCCAGAGCUGCCGCGGUCUUUACGCAGCCGUCCUCUCCCCGGGCUCCACCUGCCCCUGAGCGGACAAACUACUUAA